AUGUACAGAAUAGAUGUUUCAGAUUUUUAUGACUUCCAAGCAUUCAGAAAUAUGUGUCCAUUUAGAGACUAUAACAAAGCAGUCGAGAAUUUGAAACGUUUAGUCAUUUAUGUUGACUCUGCCCCAGAAUGUUAUGUCAUGAAAGAAUGGGAUGUUGUCUUUAACAAACCAAGAGCAACAAUAGUGUCUGAACAAGAAUGUAGACAGAAACUUAAGAAAAUAAAAGUUGUACAAGUUGGAAUGAAGAUGUUAGAUGCUUGGGAUAUCUUAUUGUCAAAGUUAGAAGAUUUUUCAGUUCGAGGUAUAAAGUUCUAUACACCUUCUCCAAACUUCUAUUCUAUCUUCACUGGAUAUAAAUAUGAACAAGUAGAAUGGAAACACAGUAUUAUAGAAGCUUGGUUAGACCAUGUCAAAGAAAUUAUAUGCAAUGGAAACGAAAAGGUUUAUGAGUAUAUCUUAUGUUGGUUUGCAAACAUCUUACAACAUCCAAGUGCUAAAAAUGAAACUGCUCUCAUUAUAAUUGGAAAACAAGGAACAGGUAAGAACACAUUCUUUACAGAUAUCUUAUGCAAACUGUUAGAAGGUUAUUCGAAUCCGAAUAUGACAAACUUAGAAAACAUCUGUGGCAA
This is a messenger RNA of Trichomonas vaginalis G3, 629 nucleotides long. RefSeq lists its product as uncharacterized. The annotation marks the transcript as partial. The record is from RefSeq and is a predicted model, not a curated record. Lineage: Eukaryota; Parabasalia; Trichomonadida; Trichomonadidae. The transcript has a single exon.